This is a messenger RNA of Aspergillus aculeatus ATCC 16872, 423 nucleotides long. RefSeq lists its product as uncharacterized. The coding region runs from base 1 to 423 and encodes 140 amino acids. NCBI's taxonomy places the organism in Eukaryota, Fungi, Ascomycota, Eurotiomycetes, Eurotiales, Aspergillaceae. The record is from RefSeq and is a predicted model, not a curated record. The transcript has 3 exons.
AUGGCAGUGUCGAACAAGCUUGUCCCUCUCACCGUCAUCAAGGGCGCUGGCUACGAGUUCAUCCCCCUCCCCGCAGGCCAGAACGCCACGACGGCCGAUUUCCACUCCAUCCGCACCCAGACCACCGACUCCCCAUCCUACUUUACCUCGGGGUUUUACAAGAUCGAGGCUGGCCCUCACCGACCCGCGCACUAUGCCUUCGAGGAGACCAAGUAUGUUUUGAGUGGGCAAAUCGAUGUUUUGGAUGAGGCAACCGGAAUCACCCACCAUCUAGUCCCCGGUGACUUUGCGUUCUUCCACGUGGGCUCGAAAGUUCAGUUUUCGACCAAGUCCCAAGGUUUUGCCUUUUAUGCUGUUACGCGACCCGUUCGCUCCCCGCACCCUAACCUUGUUGGUCGAGAGGAGGAUAAAGCCCGACUGUGA